Ipomoea nil (Japanese morning glory) is the source of this 1464-nucleotide messenger RNA. Its product is annotated as F-box/FBD/LRR-repeat protein At1g13570-like. NCBI's taxonomy places the organism in Eukaryota, Viridiplantae, Streptophyta, Magnoliopsida, Solanales, Convolvulaceae. The record is from RefSeq and is a predicted model, not a curated record. Bases 1 to 1464 code for a protein of 487 amino acids. The transcript is spliced from 4 exons. Gene Ontology annotation, molecular function: protein binding.
AUGGCUACAAAGUGCAACUCAAGUAGGGAUGUAAUAAGUGAACUGCCAGCAGAGAUUAAGGAAAGAAUUUUGGAGAGGUUACCCACUCGAGACGCUGCAAGAACUGCUAUACUCUCGACUGGGUGGAGGGAUGUUUGGUUGGGGCUGGGGCGGAUUGUGGUUGAUUCAGACUUGUUACAGUGUGUCCAAAGACGCCAAGGUGAUAAAACCAUAGCUUUUGUGAACAUGAUAAAUGUCAUUCUCUUGCGUCAAGCUGGACCUGUUAAGAAAUUUACUCUAUGCAUUUACUUAUCAAGUCUUCAGCUGCAACAGUCUGAUUUCGAUCGAUGGUUUCUAUUUCUAUCAAGAAAUGGUAUUCAGGAACUUAAAAUCUUCCUAGCUGAUUGGGGCCGCCAUGAAUAUAAAUAUAAGUUGCCAUAUUGUAUACUCACGUGCCCGACAAUUAAGAAAUUAAAAUUGGGCUAUUUCGUUUUUUAUUUGCCAAUAAAGGCCUGUUCUAUAUUCUCCGGUCUCACCUCAUUAGUUUUCGAGGGUGUUAAAUUUAGUGAUGAACUUAAUGGAAUUGUCUACAAAAUUCCUAAUCUUGAGAAGCUGGAAUUUGAUUGUUUUUGUUUUGGGAUUAGUAAUUUUAAGAUUAGAGUUCCAAAACUUGAAAGCUUGUCUAUUACUAGUUGUAUAGGAGCGGCCGAAUUGAGAUGGUUUGCAUUUCAUUUGAAAGCAAUUAAGACUCUUUGCUUGGGUCACUUCUUGUUGUUUUUUAAGCUUGAAGAUUUUGUAUUAGCCCCACUGAUGUUCCCAACUGCAAUAAAUCUACAAGUAAUCAAGCUAUAUAGUUUGAAUUUUGCUAGAGAAAAGCAGUUCACUGUCGCUUUGCAAUUGCUUAAAAAUUCCCCCAACCUAUGUGAACUGGAGAUUAUAGCAUCAUAUUCGACAUAUUUAUUUGAUGACACAAGACUUCCGGAGGAUCACGGUUAUAUUAUUGAUCAAGAUCUAAAGAUGCUCCACACACUAAAGAUUGAAUCAUUUAGGGGAUCCAAAGUGCAAAUGUAUUUUGUGAAAAUGUUACUCUCUAAAUGCCCUGCCUUAGAGAAAGUUGUUAUUCAAGGAUCAGAUGAUCUCAAUCCUUCCGCGGCUCUCAAAAUUUCAAAAGAGUUGUUGCGCUUUCCUCGUGCAUCUCCAAAAGCACAAGUUGUCUACAUGGACUAUAACUUUCGGUAUAAAGUGAUAUCUAUACUGGUGAUGUUAGGGAUUUCUUUGCUUGUACGAAGUGGUGGUUUUGCCUUUGUUGAUAUCUUGAAAUCUGAAGUUUUAGAAGACACUAAUUUUGUAGAUUGGAAACAAAAGGUUGAUAUGUUGCUAUCAUUUUAUGGUUAUAAAGACAUUAUUUGUGUUGAUAAACCUCCUAAAAUGCCUAAGGGAGUAACUGAUGAUCUUGCUGUGAAGGCCAAUAUGAACAAGAAUUAA